AACUUAGCAGACCUGGGAAACUACAAAGAGCAAGCCAAAAUGGAGGGCAAUUCUAUACUCCAUGCUUUUAACAACAUCUAUUUUGCAAUCUUUGCUUUAUUUUGCUUCAAGCUUUUAAUUAAGAUUUCUUUGGCUCUACUCACCCACUUCUAUAUUGUUAAAGGCAACAGAAAAGAGGCUGCCAGAAUUGCAGAAGAGAUCUAUGGAAUAGCACCAGGUUCAUGGGCAGAUCGAUCUCCUCUUCAUGAAGCUGCAUUCCAAGGGCGCCUGCUAUCUUUGAAAACAUUGAUUGCGCAGGGAUUCAAUGUGAACAUUGUAACCAUAGAUCGGGUUUCUGCUCUCCACGAGGCCUGCCUGGGUGGCCAUGUCGCUUGUGCGAAAGUCUUACUGGAGAACGGCGCUCAAGUCAAUGCAGUCACUGUUGAUGGGAUCACUCCUCUCUUUAAUGCCUGCUGUAGUGGCAGUGCAGCUUGUGUGAACAUGCUGCUUGAAUUUGGAGCCACGCCACAACUAGAGAAUCACCUUGCUUCACCUAUUCAUGAAGCAGUAAAGAGAGGUCACAGGGAGUGUAUGGAAAUUCUUGUGGCCAAUGACGUUGACAUUGACCAAGAAGAUUCGCAGCACGGAACACCCCUUUAUGUGGCCUGCAUGUAUCAGAGGACAGACUGUGUCAAGAAGCUUCUCGAACUAGGAGCCAGUGUUGACUUGGGUAAACGAUUAGACACUCCACUCCAUGCUGCAGUUAGGAAAUCCAGCGCAGAAGCAGUCAACUUGUUAACGGACUAUGGCGCUAGCUUGACACGCAGAAAUGCUGAAUUCAAAUGUGCCCUUGAUCUGGCAGCCCCCAACAGCAAAGUGGAACAGGCCCUCUUGCUUCGGGAAGGUCCUGCCAGCCUUGCCCAGCUGUGUCGGCUGUGUAUCAGGAAGUGUCUGGGUCGCUCAUGUCUUUAUGUAGUCCACAAGCUGAAUCUUCCUGAGCCACUUGAGAAAUUUCUCUUAUAUCGAUAGCUCUAUGACUGUCUAUAAGAUGAUUGCCAAGAGACGAACAAAAUGGCUGUUUACCACAAAGAUAUUAAACCAAAGUGAAAAACAAAGACAUCAUUUACUGCUUACUAUAGGUACCAAACUACUUAGCUGCUGACAUAACAAUACUCCCUGACACAAUACUCCUAUAUGUUGUAACCACUGGAAACUGCUCUGUAGCACAGUGCAUGUUACCAGGAAAUGAUAUUCUCACACUUUAGCGUUAAAUCCACGAUGUUAGAUAAGAGGCUGAAAUAUGCAAACAGCAGAUUGUACAGCUGUGUGUAGGUAUACACCCAAACAGCUGAUUGUACAGGUGUGUGUGUGGGGGGGGGUAUGCACAAACAGCUGAUUGUGCAGGUAUAUGUAUGUGCGGUAUACAAGCCACCUUAAGUAUGAUUUAAUGAAGUCAACUACUGCAUAGAAGUCUGAUGCUAGAGAAGUUUAAAUGAAGCCAAAAGAAAUAAUUCAUUUUCUCCUCUCUUUCCUUUCGAGUGCAGUAAAAAGUCUGCAUGAAUCCUGAACUUUUGAGAUUUCAUGAAAUAAAUCCUCAAAUGAAAAUAUCAAAGGGGAACGGAGCCCCUCAUUGACAGUCUGUGUGGAAACAUCUGGGGGGUGGUAGGUUCCUACCUUCUCUCAUUCCCACUUUAUUUGGCUUUGUGAAAGGACACUGGAACUUUAUUAUGGCUUUAGCCUUCCCAUUAUUAGUUGAAAAGCCUAUGGACUCUCAUAGAGUGAACAGAAGGUCAUAAAGAGCCAGAGCUAUCAGAAUAUAGCAAGUGGAGAUUCUGAGAUUAAUAGUAUGAUAGUACACUUCAAGGUUUGUUUUGUUUUUUUCCGGAGGUUGUUUGGUUAAUAGAAGGAAUGUUUCUUCAAUCCCAGACUUUCGAUACAGUUUUGCCAUAAGCAGGGGGGUAGUGAUGGCUCAUUUAGAUUCAACAAAGCUGAAAAGGGAUUCCAGCUUCAUUUUGUUAUCCCGACCUCUUAAGGGUUUGAGGAACAAAUAUAUUUUCAACCUGUGAACGAACAGUUUUCAAUAUAAGCCACAAAGGAAGAUAAAAAGAAAUAACAUGAGAAAUAGGCAUGGUCUAGUGCAGGGGUAGGCAACCUAUGGCACGUGUGCCAAAGGCGGCACGCGAGCUGAUUUUCAGUGGCACUCACACUG
Chrysemys picta bellii (western painted turtle) is the source of this 2188-nucleotide messenger RNA. It is a transcript of the gene ASB11, whose product is annotated as ankyrin repeat and SOCS box containing 11. The record is from RefSeq and is a predicted model, not a curated record. NCBI's taxonomy places the organism in Eukaryota, Metazoa, Chordata, Testudines, Emydidae. Gene Ontology annotation, biological process: protein ubiquitination; positive regulation of protein catabolic process; intracellular signal transduction. Gene Ontology annotation, molecular function: protein binding.